This is a messenger RNA of Chelonus insularis, 2654 nucleotides long. RefSeq lists its product as uncharacterized. The annotation marks the transcript as partial. The record is from RefSeq and is a predicted model, not a curated record. Lineage: Eukaryota; Metazoa; Arthropoda; Insecta; Hymenoptera; Braconidae. The transcript is spliced from 4 exons.
AUUCAUUCUGCUAUUGAAAAAAAAAAAAAUUAAAAAUACACUUCAAAUUAAAUUGAAUAAAUUUUGUAACCUUAAUCAUGAGUGACAUUGAUCAAAAGUCAUCUUCUGAUGAUGACAAUUCAUCUGAUGAUGAUGAAACUUCAAGCGAAGAUAACAUAGAUUCGUGUGAGGAAGAAUAUGAAAAAGACAAAUGGAUUCACGAUGAUAAGCCUAUUUGGAGACUAUACUUAAACUCGUACGUAGAAAAAGCAAAAGAACGAAGAAAAGAAGAAAAAUUAAAUAAUCAAGAUAGGGAGUUUCCUAAAUUAUCAGAAAAUUUGGACUUUGAAGAAGAAUUUAAUCCUCCAUAUGAAUGUUUUCCAUUAAACAUCUUUAAUAUCCAAGCUAUGGUACCUGAUCAUGUAGAUAGCAUUCAGAAAACCAGAAUUUGGCAAAUGAUGAAGUCAAAUCUAGAGGUUGACAUGAAGAACCUGGAAGCUGAAGUAAUCCCGGAAGUCAAACGAACUGACAGCGGGAAAUGGCCAGGUACUUGGCCAUGUAUUGAACAAGAUAUUGCUGGAGAGAUGAGACAGCUGAAGAGAUUGGAAAAGUGGAAGCAAAAGGGUCUACUUCCUUGUCAAUAUUAUUCGGAGAAUGAAUUGGAUGAUUCUGAGAAGCCAUAUGAUGAUUAUGCUAGUCAUAAAGAGCUUGGACAUGCUAGAGUUCCAGCAGUUUGUGUUGAUGUGAAGAAAAAAUUUUAUGUUGACCGAGCAUCUGGUGAAAAUCCUGGGUUAGUUAACGGAGAUUAUAUCAUAUGUGAGUUUAAACCAGUGAAUGGUGAGUCGCGUGUGUAUGCUCAAGUCUGUUUGAGAGGAAUCAAGGGGAUGCAUCUGAUUGAACUAUGGAGGGAAAGGGAGAAGACCUGGAAGUUUUGUUUCUAUCAAGCUCUUGUGGCUUUGCUUGUUAAAACCCAACUCAGAUAUAAAUACGCAACAAGCAAUAAUAUCGAUUAUAUCUACGAUCAUGCUUGGAUGCUAUUUAUCCACAUGGGAAGUCUGACUAUAUCAAACAAACUUUGUUUGAAUGAUGUUAUUGUUUACAAUUACAAAUAUAACAUUGAAGUAGAACUAGUCCAUGAGUUGAAUGAUGUUCCUAUACCAAAGAAUGUUUCUGAAAAAUAUUUCGAAUCAACUCUACUAAAAAUGCGCUGCAUGAAACGUCCAGAGCUAAUGAAAAUAACUGAAGAAAUUGGCUGGGAAAAAAUGAGCCAAUCUUAUGAGUUACCGGUACAUGAAGAAACUAAGAAGAUAGAACAGUGGUUUGAUGAAUUACCAAACAACUAUCGGAAUUGCAUAUUUAGAACUAGCAGAUUCUCAUUGGCUUUUUGGAAUGAUGGAAAUUUCUGGUACUUAUUUAACCCAUACCGUUGUGAUCGUUAUGGACUUUGGAAUGAUAAAGGCCAUGCCUGCAUAAUGAAAUUCUGUACUAAAAUUACUCUGAAACGACAUCUCAUGAUCUUGUUAUUAAGAGCUUAUGCUUAUGAACCAUCAAAAUUACUCAAAAUCUCAGAUAAGCAAGAAAACAAUGAAUCCAUGGAAACCCAUUCAGAAAGUGAACAAAAAUUGAAUACAUUUUCAAUUCAGAUAUUUCACAUAAUUUACCAUUGUGUGAAAAUCCACAAUGUCAAAUUGCUUCAGAGGAAGCCAUUGAAGUCACAAGUAAAAAAAGUUUGGAAAGAAUUAGAUGAAUGUGAUGCUGACAUUUUGACGAACAAUUCAGAACAGUUGUUGAAAGAUGAUGAGAUGUCUGAUGUUACACCAAGGGAACAAUCAGAUUGGUUGGAAAAUUGUAAAAUAACUUGGAGUAGAAGUCCAAUGUCCCAGAAACGUAUCACCAAGGAAGGUGUACAAGUGUUGGGAAAAUCUCGAUGGCAUCAAUACUAUGUAGAAGAAAAGAGGAAACUUUUUUCACUGUGGGGUGAGAUUCAUCCGACGGGUGAAAUUUUUGCUAAAGAAAAUCGUGGAAAGCAGAUAUAUGCAUGUUAUGUCGUAUGUGCUGGGAUGACACGAAUAAUGGCGCCGGAAUAUUGGAGUUCCAAGGUAUUGGAUACGAUAGUAAUGUGUGGUGAUCGAUAUUACACAUCAAGUAGGCUUCAAAGCAAAGUGUAUGCUUCAAAGAAUAUGUCUGAUAAUGUAUUUGCAUGGAAUAGACAUUUAGUGAGACAUUUUAAAAUCAGUCAACUACUCUUUGAAGUCGAUAUUCUUCCUGCAAUUCAUGGCGAAUUGUAUACCAAGAAUUCUUUAUGGAAAAUUCUUCAGCAGAUGCUUUCGAGAUACCCUUUUGUCAUCUUGACUUGUGAAAAUUCUAGACUUGGGCUCUUUAAAUUUUGUGGUGCAUAUUAUAUGAUGGAUGUUAAUUCUAUUGGUCCGCCACUUUUUAACUAUGGAUGUGGGGUUGGGUAUUUGAUGAGAGCUACCAGUUUCUUGAAGUUCAUGGAAGUGGUGGUGUUGACGAUUGGAUCCAUUGAACAGAGUAAGUUUGCUGUCAAUCCAGUAGAUAUUUUGAAAAUUUUUGAUGAAGAAUCUCCAAGUAAUAAAGAGAAACAAUCUGAACGGAAGAAAAAAUUGGUUAAAAAACAAUUUGGAACUGAUGGUUUAAAAAGAAAAAAACAAGCA